Molecule: messenger RNA, 2690 nt
Organism: Syngnathoides biaculeatus (alligator pipefish)
Lineage: Eukaryota; Metazoa; Chordata; Actinopteri; Syngnathiformes; Syngnathidae
Gene: rmnd1
Product: required for meiotic nuclear division 1 homolog
Exons: 12
Coding region: 743-1918 (391 amino acids)
Biological process (GO): positive regulation of mitochondrial translation
Source: RefSeq, a predicted model, not a curated record
ACAAAACUUUAUUGACGACAACAACAGCGGCUGCCCAGGUGCUCACAAGUUACAACUUUGACAGCCGCACCACUUUGUUCCUUUUCAACGUUCAUAUUGGAGCGCGCAACUGUCGUUUGGAGGCUCGCCUUCGUCGUCGAGCGAGCCAAUUAGCUGGGUUAGCCGUUAGCCGCUAAGCGAGUCCGGGCAACAUUUUGUCAGUGUUUGCCAAUUUCCGUCACUUUUCACAGCAUGCUAACCAGUUCGCUGCUCCGUCGGACAUUCCACAAUUGGAGGACGUUUUCUGUCACAUAUUCCACUCCCAAAAUAUGCUCAAUUCUAGUUGUACUGCGACUAAAAUCUCCCUAGAUGGAGUAAAAGUGCUUCGGAAAUAUUACUUUAACUGCAGAAGAGCUCAUAAGUACCCGUUGCGCGCCAACACCUUGUCGCUACCCCACGAUAACGGAUAAAAUCUGCUUUUGUAGCUGUGUACAAUAAUCCCUGUGACGAUGGAAAAAAUGUCAUGUCAUUAUGCGAGCUGCUCAUCCUCACAAGGGUUGCAGGAAAGCUGGAGCCUAUCCCAGCUAGCUUAGGGCGAAAGGCAGACGAGACCCUGAACUGGUCGCCAGUAUCAUCACUGAGCGGAUCCCACGCUGCCCGCACCAAAGCCAGGCGUGCGUACCACUACACCAUCGGUGACUUAUAGAAAAAUGUAAAAUGAGAGAGCGUGAACACCGACUCGGGAAGGGAAGGGGGGCAGAAAAUGCUGCUGCGGACUUUGUGGGCCAAAGUGGGAUCCCCGCGGAACCCCCUGGCCUCACCUGGUCUUUUUCAACGCCAGUCGCAAGCCGGGCCCCGUUCCCGCUGCGCCGCCCUCCCGGCGAGGUCCUCCUCUACCGCGCCGCACCCCAGGAGGCGCUUUGUGUCGUUUGCCGGCCCGAGCUGCGAGCAGAAGCGUCGCCGCGCAUCAAAUCUGGUCACGUCCGUGUUAAAGCCGACUUUAAAAGCGGCGACGGCGCCUGGCAAAAGAGUUCCGAAGGGACCGAGAACCAAACAGCCGUCGAGGGCCAAUCAGCCGUCCCUGAGUCAGGACACGGACAUGAUGCAGUGCAUGGCCUUCGCCACCGCAGACCAGUACAAUCUGCCCACGCUCGGCGUUGACCUGGCACAGCACGGCUUCCGGGAAGUGGAAUUCCCUCAAGACGCCGCCAACGUGCUGGUGAUCAGUUCGGACGCCAGCGCCAAACCCGACGACGGCUCGCACAUCUUCUUCUUCAGGGAAGGUUCGGUGGUUUUCUGGAACGUGGAGGAGAAAAUGCUGAAGACGGUGUUGAGGAUUUUGGAGCGGCACGAGAGUCAACCGUACGAGGUGGCGCUGGUCCACUGGGAGAACGAAGAGAUCAACUACACGUACGGCGAGGGCAACGCCAAACUGGAGCGGGGCAACUUCCUUUUGAGCAAGCACCCGGAGCCGCACGACGGCGUUCUGGAGAAGUUCGCCUUUUCCAACGCUUUGUGCCUGUCAGUCAAGUUGGCCAUUUGGGAGGUGUCGCUGGACAACUUUGUGGAGUCCAUUCAGUCCAUCCCGGAGACGCUCAAGUCGGGCACGAGAGUGAAGCUGUCGUCGGCGGAGGUCAUGCAGAAGAUCGGCGAGCUCUUCACUUUGAGACAUCGCAUCAAUCUGAGCUCCGACCUCCUGCUCACGCCCGACUUUUACUGGGACCGAGAGAACCUGGAGAAGAUCUACGACAAGACCUGCCAGUUCCUCAGCAUCAACCGCAGGGUCAAGGUUGUCAACGAGAAGCUGGAGCACUGCACUCAGCUGACGGACCUGAUGAGGAGCCACCUGAGCGAAAAGCACAGCUUGCGCUUGGAGUGGAUGAUCGUCAUCCUCAUCACCAUCGAAGUGUUAUUUGAAGUGGUGCGAAUGAUCUUCUAAGCGGCAGCCGCUGCGUGAUUGGCUACUGCGUGAAAAGAGGCGGGUCUUGACGUUGCCGCACAAAUACGCAGGUUUCCCCAAAAUCUGAACACGUGAGGAGAAGGCACCGGUCGGGAACUUUGUGCCAGAGGGGCCAAAUCCCGACGAGGAGCCCAAACCCGUUCGUGGCGCAACGGAGGCGGCAAAUCCACUUUGCCGGACGAGUUCACGAGGUACAAAUUCUGCCGUUGACGCGGAGAGCCGUGAAAUUGACUGCAAAUAUUGCCGGCCUCCACCUAAACUUUGCAUUUGCAGUAUUCAAGUUUUUAUCAUGUCUGUGAUGUGUCAAAACUUGCACGAUGAAAUUAGAAUUCGGAGGUUCCUGUCAACUGUACAGUAUUUAACGUUAAUACGCGCUCAGAAGGGCAAAGGUAAUAUUCAUAUUUCUGUUUCUGUGGACGCCCUUCAAAUUUCAACUUAAAUUUACAUUUUUCAUUAUUUUUCGAGGUAUUGUAUUGCAGUUCUUCUGAAAAAAAAAAAAAAAGUGAUUUUUUUUUUUUCUUUUAAUAUAUAAUCGGUGGUGGGCUAAUUCUAUUUCAUUUUUUGACGUCUAAAUAUAAAAGUGAACUUAUUUUACAAUAAAAUGUUAUCUACCUUUUACCUCAUAAAGAUGAUUUAUGUAGCAAAUGAAAAUAUUGACUUUGUCCAGUUGUAACUAAAAUCUGUAGUUUCAACAAAUGGCUGAGAUGUCACUUAACGAUGAAGUCAAAUAAAAGGAAUUAUGAUGAAUCAC